AUGACUGGGUCGUCAGAUGGACAGACUUCUCUUGAUGUCAGAGGCUUCUUUCUAGCGCGGAGACGCGUUCCCACAGCCAAGUACACAGUGGUCGGAGAGACACUGAGGCAUGUCAUCCCCAGUCAUAUGCAGUGCUCCAUCGGCUGUGGGGGCAAGGCCUGCAAGUACGAGGACCCCACCCGCUGGACAGAGGACCAGCAGGCCAUCAAAGGACUCUACUCAUCCUGGGUAACUGAUAAAUUGCUGGCUAUGGCACGACCUUCAACUGAAGUCAUUGAGAAGUUCAAUAUGAUCGAGCAGUUUCGCAGGAAUGGCGUACGGACGGUCAUAAAUCUUCAGCAGCCCGGAGAGCAUGCCAGCUGUGGAAACCCUUUGGAGCCAGACAGCGGCUUCACCUACUGCCCAGAGGCCUUCAUGGAAGCAGGCAUAUACUUUUACAACUAUGGAUGGACUGACUAUGGCGUAACGUCCCUCACCGCACUGCUGGAUAUUGUGAAAGUGAUGUGUUUUGCUGUCCAGGAGGGCAAGGUGGCUGUCCACUGUCAUGCUGGGUUAGGGAGGACAGGGGUGCUGCUGGCCUGCUUUCUGGUCUUCUCCACCAGAAUGACCGCUGACCAGGCCAUUCUGUCUGUGCGCGACAGGAGGCCCAACUCCAUCCAGACCCGGGGGCAGUUGCAGUGUGUGCGGCAAUUUAGCCAGUUCCUGGUGCCGCUGCGAAACGUCUUCUCCUGUGCGGAACCCAAGGUCCGGGCGGUCACCCUGGACGAGUACUUGGUGCGACAGAAAAACAUGCUGCACGGCUACGAGGCGCGGCAACUGCGGAAUGUGCCAAAACUCAUCUACCUGGUGUCCAAGCUCCUCCCGGACAUCGCGGAAAACCGAGAGAUCAUCGCCGAGGAGAUCCUGGACGUGGAAGACCUGACGGAGGAGAUGGAGGAGGAGAUGCAGAACGCCAUCUACUCCUUCCGGCAGCAGAGCCGGCGCUGGGAGGCCACCAAGGGGCUGAGCGGCCUGCCCCCACGCCUGCCAGGGCUGCCAACGGCCGGUGACCCCGCUCACCCCCUGCACUUCGCCCGCAAGAGCCUUAGCUUCAGCGACACGGACAUCCAGCGGUUGGCCGCCAAGCUGGAUCUGGCGGAUAACCCCCUUGAGGUUCUUGCCAACAUGCACAAACACUCGUCAUCUCAGGAGAACCUGUCGGAGCCUUUCCUCGUCACAGUCCCGGGGAACCGGACCCCAAUGGUCCAGAGUCCCUCGGGGUCCCAGGGUUCCGUGUGGGACAUCAAGACGCAGAAGGACAAGCAUGGCAGCGCGUUGGUCCUGAACAAGCAAGGCAACAACUCUCUGUUCCAACGCAGCAAGUCGGUGACCGACAAGAGGAACGGCACGGGGGUCAGCCCGUUGGCCAUGGUGUCGGCCUGGAAGGCAGAGCGCAACUCCGACGAGCCGCUCCAGAACGGCCCCGGCGAGGUCAGCACCGAGUCGGAAUGGUCCGAGCGCUCGGAGGUGCCCUUCAUCACCCUGCAGACGGAGCUCACGCUGGAGUCGCGCCACCUGCUGCUGGCGCAAGCCCUGGCACUGGACCUCGAGGUGGACGGGCAGAACGACCACAUGGAACGAGUGGCAGCCUGGCAGAAAGAGCUGAACUGUGGGGCAGGUGUGUGGGAGCAACUGUGCCUGGAGAGGGACCCCUUCAUCCUGGCCGGCCUCAUGUGGUCCUGGCUAGAACAGCUGAAGGAGCCUGUGCUCACUGCAAAGGAUGUCUUGAUACUGGGACAGGGCCACUGUGAUCCAAACACCAUCCUCAACAGACUGAAUAAGUCUACUCACUAA
Molecule: messenger RNA, 1833 nt
Organism: Sardina pilchardus (European sardine)
Lineage: Eukaryota; Metazoa; Chordata; Actinopteri; Clupeiformes; Clupeidae
Gene: ptpdc1b
Product: protein tyrosine phosphatase domain containing 1b
Exons: 8
Coding region: 1-1833 (610 amino acids)
Biological process (GO): cilium assembly; protein dephosphorylation
Cellular component (GO): cytoplasm
Molecular function (GO): protein tyrosine/serine/threonine phosphatase activity; protein tyrosine phosphatase activity
Source: RefSeq, a predicted model, not a curated record